Messenger RNA from Cyclocybe aegerita, 855 nucleotides. Lineage: Eukaryota; Fungi; Basidiomycota; Agaricomycetes; Agaricales; Hemipholiotaceae. The record is from the annotation of a GenBank genome assembly.
AUGUCGGAUUGCCCUGGAAGAGUGACAGGAAGUAGGCGUCUGCGCAAAAUUCUUGCCAGGAAAGUAGCCAAGCAAGUGGCUUGUGUGGUGGAGAUGAUGCACAAUGCCGGUUUUGUCCAUGGAGACCUCACAACGUCUAAUGUCCUCUUCCGCGUCGCUGGAAACGUCCAAGACUGGUCAGAUCGUGAAGUUUACCUCAACUUCGGCCAGCCGGAGACUGAGAAAAUUGCAACGUGCGAUCGCAGUCCGCCAGGACCUCACGCGCCUGUAGAGCUCGUCGCGCCAAUCGAGGGUGCUUAUUUGACCAACUCUGCUAUUCUCCAAGAGGACGUACUCCUCAUCGACUUCGGCCAAGCCUUUUCCAUUUCUCGUCCCCCGAAAGCUCGUUUUGAAGGAAAAAUCGGGCUACCGUCUGACAUUUGGUCACUCGCCUGCAUGAUCUUUGAAAUUCGUGCCGGAUUUCCCCUUUUCGAGGCCUUUCUUGGAGGGGAUGACGAGGUCCUCAAAGAGAUUGUGGCGACACUCGGGAAGCUGCCGGAACCAUGGUGGAAUGCGUUUGAGAAUCGUCAUUGUUGGUUUGACGAAAACGGGACUGUCAAGGCCUCAGAGCUUCAACAGACAAUGCUGCCUGCAGAGAAGACGUCUAUCCGGCAGAAAUUGGCGAGCAUUGGUGCUCAAGACGAGCCUCCAGUGACUGGGUCCGAUGGCCCGAUGAUGGAGCCGCUUGGGUCGAGGUUGGACAACACCGAGAUUCAGCUUCUAGGAGAUUUGCUGGAGAAGAUGCUGCGCUAUCGACCACAAGACAGGAUUACGAUGGGCGAGGUGGUUGCCCAUCCUUGGUUUGCCCUUGAAUAG